UCGGGGAGGCGGGGGACCGCGUGGAGCCACAGGGCAGGCCCUGAGGGAAAGAAAGAAAGUGCCGGGAAAGGAGGGAGAGGGAUGGCAGGAAGGGAAAUAAAAGAUGUGCGCAGUGACGUGGAUGCUCUGCCCCAGGUCCUGCGGAGGUCAGUGACCUCAGACAACGCGUGGGAGCGCAAGAGGGCACUGCAGGCCUGCUCCCAGCUGCUGGCUGCUUGUGAAGAGCUUCGAAGAGGAGAUGCCUGCAAACACUUUGGCUCCUUGGUGGGAUUGCUGGCGCCGCUGACGUGUGACCCCAUGCCCACGUCCCGCCAGUUGGCCGUCACCUGCCUGAGCUCCCUUCUGCGAAUGCAAGGUGAGUAGAGCAGGCGUGCGCCAGCCCUCUGCUCUCC
Molecule: messenger RNA, 392 nt
Organism: Numida meleagris (helmeted guineafowl)
Lineage: Eukaryota; Metazoa; Chordata; Aves; Galliformes; Numididae
Product: maestro heat-like repeat-containing protein family member 2B
Exons: 2
Coding region: 82-363 (93 amino acids)
Cellular component (GO): cytoplasm
Source: RefSeq, a predicted model, not a curated record